GGAUCUUCACGGUGGAAAACAUCCUCGCUCCGACCAGGAGUUUGCAGGAGCGGGGUCGCUGGCGUCAUGAAUGGGCGGCGCGCUGACGGAGAACGGAGGGUGUUUUCCAGCUUUAAAAGAACCGGAGACUGCCCCUUUGCGUCAUCGACCUGGGGAGACUCUUGGAGACCUUCAAUGGGCACACGGCAGAAUAACACCUCAGCCACACUAGUUUCUUGAGCAGCGCUCACCUCAUUCACUCGGCCAGCACUCAUACGGUGUGCAAUACUCACCACAUUAAUAAUCCGUUCAUUAACUUUACUCCGGUAUUUUAUCCGUGCACUAUUUUUUUUUAUUCUUCGUUGCUCAUGCAGACUCCCAGCUGGAGAAAGUUGCGCACGGCUUGUUGCAUGCGGGAUACUCACCUAGAGCGUCUCUUCCAAGUUCAGCCGUGAAGCUCGAGCCAGCAACCAAGUGGGAACUCCACUCAAUCAUCUUUCUCGCCACGAUGAAAUCUGCAGAAGAAGAUGCAUUCAGCUACACACCAAAUGUCACCCUUUCCUUUCCACUUGGGAUGGGCAAUCCAUGUCUGGCCACCCAAUACCACACCUUACAGUCCAGCCCAGUUAUCUCUGUUACGUCUUGCCAUCAGACAGGCUACAACUACCAAAAUGACAACCAUGUAGCAGCAGGUUAUUACCUACCCCAUGGCAUGAGACCAAAUGGGGCUCCAGCCCUGGAAAGCCCUCGAAUUGAAAUCACUGCAUACAGCCAGUGCCCUGAGGAUCAAGUCGAAGAAAGAAAUUGCGAUGAGCACAUCAUCAAAAGGGGUGUCAACUCCAUUGUGACACUAACACUGCCCAAUGCAGAUGGCUACCGUGAUCCCAGCUGCCUCAGUCCUGCGAGCAGCAUUUCUUCACGCAGCUGUAACUCUGAAGCAUCCUCCUUCGAAUCCGGUUUUUACAACUAUGACAACUCCCUACAGAAUUCCCCCUGGCAGUCUCCCUGUGUCUCUCCCAGAGGGUCAUCUUCACUUUUGUCCUGCCCGCAUGCCAGCGGCCCUGCAGCCAACCCUCACAAUUCACCCUCCACAUCCCCUCAGAUUGGAGCAAUGGCUGAAGAAGGCUGGCCAGCUCAGCCGCGUGAUUCCAGGCCCAACUCUCCGUCCCUCAGUGGAGGUGGUGGAUGUAACAAUAUCAGCAUUACUGGAGUAGGGAAGCGAAAGUACAGUUUCAACAACACCACCUACCAGCAAACAUCCUGUUCACCCCACCAAUCUGCUACCCCUUCUCCACAUGGCUCUCCAAGAAUCAGCGUCACAGAUGAAAACUGGCUUGCCAAUGCCAACCAGUACACCAACUCUGCAAUUGUGGCUGCUAUCAAUGCUCUGACCACCGAUGGCCUGGUAGAUAUGGGAGAAGGGAUCCCGGUCAAGACACGUAAGAUGGUUGACCAUUCACCUUCCAUGAGCCUCAAGGUGGAGCCUAGUGGAGAGGAGCUCACUCAUGAGGGAGAGAUUAGUCCCGAAGACUAUCCUUCUCGCAUGGUUUUAAAGAAGGAGAACUACUGCGGAGGGUUCCUGGAGGUGCCCCAACAUCCUUACUCUUGGUCUAAACCCAAGCAUUACCUCAGCCCAUCCCUGCCAGCGCUUGACUGGCAGCUUCCAUCCUGCUCCGGUCCAUACAGUUUACAGAUCGAGUUACAGCCAAAGUCCCACCACAGAGCCCACUAUGAGACUGAAGGCAGCCGUGGGGCAGUUAAGGCUCUUUCUGGAGGACACCCAGUUGUCCAGCUCUAUGGCUACAUGGAAAGCGAGCCGCUCACCCUCCAGCUGUUUAUCGGGACCGCAGACGAUCGCCUCCUGCGACCACAUGCCUUCUACCAGGUCCAUCGCAUCACUGGCAAAACUGUCUCCACUGCCAGUCACGAAGUACUGCAAUCCAACACAAAAAUUCUGGAGAUCCCUUUGCUUCCAGAAAACAACAUGAGGGCUAUAAUUGAUUGUGCUGGCAUCCUAAAGCUGCGCAACUCAGAUAUUGAACUUCGCAAAGGGGAAACGGACAUUGGACGGAAAAACACCCGAGUGAGGUUGGUGUUCAGAGUACAUAUCAACCAGCCCAAUGGCAGGACCGUGUCCUUACAAGCUUCCUCCAACCCCAUCGAGUGUUCCCAACGCUCAGCACAGGAGCUUCCCUUGGUGGAGAAGCAGAGUAUGGACAGCUACCCUGCAACUGGAGGCAAAAUGAUGGUCCUCAGUGGUCUCAAUUUCCUCCCUGACUCAAAGGUGGUGUUCGUGGAGAAGGCCCAGGAUGGUCAUCAUCUGUGGGAGACAGAAGCCAAAGUUGACAAGGACUCUGUCAAACCAAAUGCACUUUUUGUUGAGAUCCCACCUUACCGAAACCAGAGAAUAUCUAACCCGCUGCAGGUAAACUUCUACGUGUGCAAUGGCAAGAGGAAGAGGAGCCAGUACCAGAACUUUACCUAUCUUCCUCCCAGCAUGCCGAUAAUAAAGACAGAACCCAGUGAUGAAUAUGAUUCUUUGGGGACUUCAGUGCUGCCACUGCAUUCAAAACCCUACUUCAAUCAUCCCAGACUAAAUCCCAUCAUGCCUGUUGCUGAUCAUGAUGCUUGUCUGGCUGGUGGAUACCCUCCCUGCCCUUCUCUUAAUGCUGCCAUACCAUCAUCGUCCCCCAAUUCCAGCCCAACCCUGCAUGAUCUCUCCCCUGUGGCAUUCAGCAAGUGCCUCCCAAAUAGUCCCACUCAUGCUGCACCUUCAGGUCAGUUGAUGACAAGCUUCCAGGACAGCAGCAGGCCAAUCCUCACCCAUCCAGCAUCUCCCGACCAUGGCUCUCCCCUAGGUAUGCUUCAAACACAGGGAAGUCCCAGUCACCUCAACAGCCCAGGAACCCAUGGAUUCCACACAGCCUAUGCCAAUAGCAGCCCUUCAUCUUCCCCAACCUCCCAUGCUUCCACUCCCAGUGGGCCAGCAGAGAGUCCAUUUAUCCAGGUCUACAGCCCCAGCCAGGCUCAGGUAGCAGCCACUCCAGCCCAGGCUGGAGGGAACUCACCCAGCCUGUUUCAUGAGGAAUCAAGUCCACCUUCUAUCACCGUCAAACAGGAACCUCAAGAACUGGACCAGAUGUACCUAGAUGAUGUUAACGAGAUCAUCAGGAAUGACCUUUCCAGCAUUUCCGUUCACACUCAUGCAUAGACCAUUGAUCAAGGAUUGUGCAGCAGCAGCAAACACACACACACACACACACACACACACAAACAAACUCACGCACAAUUAUUAACUAAAAACAAUCUAAAUGAGAGAAGAUGAAGAUGAAGAAGAGCCACCAUGACCAGGAUAUCCCAUCCGUCCAGUGUUGCUAUCAGUUCCUUCUUCCUUAAAGACUUGCUGCAGAUUCACAUUGACUGCCUGGAAAAGUUUGAAUAUCUAUUAUGAUUAUGUAAGUACAGUAUAUAUGUAAUAUUAUUUGUACAAAUGGGAAGUGACAUCAAGGGCAACACUUGCCUUAAUUGACAAUGACAAUCUUCAUUUGGAGUGUGAUAUUGAUGUUAUAUUCAUGCAUGGACAAAUUAAUGCAACAAAAGUAACUGUCAUGCGUCAUGACUUUUGUUUGUGUGUUGUCAGACCACGGAAAUACAUUGAAUUGGUGCCUUAUUUGUAGUGAAGAUGACAGACAGCAGCAGACACAGAAAUGCAAAAAUGGACGAAUAUAACCCAAAGUGCAGCGUUUUUUUUUCUAUGACACUUUUGUAUCAUUUUGAUGAUUUGUUUAUGGGGAAAACUGACAGUUUGGAAAUGACGUAGGGAGUAUGUGAACAAAUAGACUUUUUUCUUGUUCUUUAUUCUCAUUGUUCAUUUAUACUGAAUGUUAUGCAUUAUAUACUUUUGUAUAAUCACAAAUUUGACAAUAUGCCUUACAAUUUGUUACUUUCAAAUUGUCUUCCCCAUUCCAGUAUAAUGUUCUUUUUUGUAAUUUUUAUUUCUGCUAUUUAUACUACGCUUCAUUACAGUUGUCACCCUAGUGCCUGUUUUGUCAUGCUCACUCCAUGACAGAGUAAUGCACAGACAAUCAUUCAACAUCACACAACCCAGGACCAAGGUUUCUUCGUGGCAUGAACAUAUUUGGAUAGGAUAGGAUAGGAUAGGGCAGGAUAGAAUAGAAUACUUUAUUGUCAUUGUAUGAUGCAGAUACAAUUUCACAUUUUGAGUUAAACAACGGUAUGCUUACCUGCUGAAUUUAAACUAAAAUACAGUACUCUUAAGCAAUUAACGCUUUACCUUCUUGCACUGUAGAUUUAAUGAGCAGAAGGAUAAUUUGAAUAUGCUACCGCCUCAGUUUUAUUCAUUUUGGUCAUUUACAUGAAGACCUGGCAGGACUCUUACUUCUAACUGGCAAUAAUUGAUUUGAGUAAACCAAAGGAUUUUAUCUUUGGUGAUAUUAUUGUCCAGGUUUCUUUUUUCAGACUUCCAGUGAUUCCGCCCAAUACAAAAAUAUCAUGCACUUUACCAUAGAAAUAGAGGCAGGUGAUAGUGCUCCCUGACCAAAUGUUGUGCUCUUUCCUCCUCUCAUAUUAACCUUUCUUUUUUAUGUUAGCUGUCUUAUGGCGCAUGCACAUUGGCCUAAUAUGUCUUAUUUAGCUGAUAAUGGAUUUUAAUGUAGCUCUUGCAUACAUUUGGGGACCUAUAGUAUAAAAGCAUGACUAAACUAUAUGAGCAAGGUUUCUAUUAUGUGCCUUAAUAUCCUUCUGGGAUUCAAGAUCAUAGACUAUUGCUUUUUGUGUAGGCAUAAGGUGAGCCAUAGGUCUCAUUGAUAUGAUAUAUUUAUGAAAAAUGAAACGUGUUUUAAGUGCAUUUAAGUGUGAAUUCAUAAAUGCUGUAGUAACCAUGCAUAACUUAAGACCCCAAUUAUUUUUUGAGCUGUCAAUAAAGUAAUAUGUUCUGUGUUGGUGUUUACUCUAAA
This is a messenger RNA of Syngnathus acus (greater pipefish), 4955 nucleotides long. RefSeq names its product nuclear factor of activated T-cells, cytoplasmic 1-like. NCBI's taxonomy places the organism in Eukaryota, Metazoa, Chordata, Actinopteri, Syngnathiformes, Syngnathidae. The record is from RefSeq and is a predicted model, not a curated record. Bases 488 to 3190 code for a protein of 900 amino acids. Gene Ontology annotation, molecular function: RNA polymerase II cis-regulatory region sequence-specific DNA binding; DNA-binding transcription factor activity, RNA polymerase II-specific; transcription factor binding. The transcript has 10 exons. Gene Ontology annotation, cellular component: transcription regulator complex. Gene Ontology annotation, biological process: calcineurin-NFAT signaling cascade; regulation of transcription by RNA polymerase II; cytokine production.